Molecule: messenger RNA, 597 nt
Organism: Coregonus clupeaformis (lake whitefish)
Lineage: Eukaryota; Metazoa; Chordata; Actinopteri; Salmoniformes; Salmonidae
Product: tubulin polyglutamylase complex subunit 2
Exons: 6
Biological process (GO): protein polyglutamylation
Source: RefSeq, a predicted model, not a curated record
AUGGCUUCUCAAGGCGGGAAAAAAGAUGAGUGUGUCCCUUUAGGAUGCAUGCUGCUCAAUGGUGUGGCCAAACUGCGUCCUCUGUGCCAGUCGUCGUCAGUGUUCUCCCUCCCCAAGUUGAAGUCAGAGUGUGAGACAGCGGAGCCCCAUUUUGAUUCCAGGAGCCGUAUCUUUGAGCUGGACCCCUGCAGCGAGAAUGGCAAAGUCUGCCUGGUCUAUAAAGACUGCACAAAAGGUGUGGUGGCCCUGCAGUGUGAGGUGUGGUUCCUGGACCACUCUCUGUACUGGCACUACCUGAUGCCCAGCUUCACCGCCUACUACCGCCUGAUGAUCACUAACCUGGGCCUGCCAGAGUGGCAGUACGUCUUCACCCCCUACGGCCCCAGGCCAACCUAAUACAUAUACCGUCGCUUCCUAGAAGGGGCUAGUCAGUGGGCGUCUCUCUACAAGCCUCUGACGUUCCACUGUGAGCCCAGUAUGGCUGACCUGGCCAGAGAGCAGACCGUCAACAAGCUGGACCCCAGCAAAGCCUUCCGGGGCAAAGCCAAGCUGAAACAGUCAGCCCAGGGAGACAUAGGAGGACAUGCUCGGGGGCAA